AUGGUAUCUAUAGUUGAUGCUGGAGAGCCAUUCGAUAAUUACAAACCACCGUCAUGGGAUGAAUUUUUCAUGCUAAAAGUAUAUUUAACAGCUUCUAAAUCCAAAGAUCCAAGGACAAAAAUUGGUGCUGUUCUUGUUCGCGAUCGACGUGAUUUAAUAUCGGGUUAUAAUGGAAUUCCGGAAGGCGUUGAAGACCUAGAAGAGCGUUUUAAUCGUCCAGAAAAAUACUUAUAUUUUGAACAUGCCGAACGAAAUGCAAUAUUCACUGCUGCUAGACAUGGGAUAACGACACACGGUGCAACACUUUACACACAAGCACUUCCAUGUGUCGAUUGCGCAAGAGCAAUUAUCCAAAGUGGUAUAACAAAAAUAUAUGUUCAUGAACAAUUCUACAAAUUGUGUGAAAAAGUGAAGCGUGACAAAUGGUUAGGACACAAUGAAAUAACAAUGAAAAUGUUUGAAGAAGCGAAUGUGGAGUUAAUCAUGCUGAAUUUAAAAUUAAAUGUGAAAGCGUAUCUGGAUGGAAAACAAUAUACAAUCUAA
Didymodactylos carnosus is the source of this 543-nucleotide messenger RNA. The record is from the annotation of a GenBank genome assembly. Lineage: Eukaryota; Metazoa; Rotifera; Eurotatoria; Philodinida; Philodinidae.